This is a messenger RNA of Aspergillus vadensis CBS 113365, 4338 nucleotides long. Its product is annotated as 6PF2K-domain-containing protein. Gene Ontology annotation, cellular component: elongator holoenzyme complex. Bases 295 to 4338 code for a protein of 1347 amino acids. The transcript is spliced from 13 exons. Gene Ontology annotation, molecular function: 6-phosphofructo-2-kinase activity; ATP binding; protein binding. Gene Ontology annotation, biological process: fructose 2,6-bisphosphate metabolic process; tRNA wobble uridine modification; fructose metabolic process. NCBI's taxonomy places the organism in Eukaryota, Fungi, Ascomycota, Eurotiomycetes, Eurotiales, Aspergillaceae. The record is from RefSeq and is a predicted model, not a curated record.
CUGACAGUUACAACAACUUGAUUUGUCUUUGCUGCCGCCCGAUUGGGCUGUCUUGCUUGUUUUUCCCCAGAGAGUGUCUCCUUGCAAAAAGCAGUACUUAUUACUUCUACUACCUAAUCUUCCGUCACUACUGGGACUUGCUUUUGUGCGGGGAUGUGCUGAGCGCCUUCCUUCGUCUCUAUUGCUCUCUACCGAUACCCCUCGUUAGCCCAGCCCAAGCUUGACUCUACUAUUCUUCCUUCUCCCCGAACUAUCCCAUCUCCAUCCCAUCUCGCCAUUAUUAUCAUUACCGCCAUGGAUACGUUACUAACCGCGGAUAUCGUUGCCAACUCCCCGCGAUUUCGGCGCAAGUCGUCGACUUUCGUCGAUGCAAUUCACGACCUGCCUGAAAAGGCCGAUUUGGCUCCCGCGCAGCUCUACAGCACCGAAUCCGGCCGACUCUUCCACUCCGGCCGCAUUGUCAUCAUCACGGUAGGAUUACCGGCAAGAGGCAAGACGCAUAUGUCGGUCGCUCUGGCACGUUACCUUCGCUGGUUAGGUGUCAAGACAAGAAUAUUCCACCUCGGCGAUUAUCGACGUGCUACCAUACCCUACGGCCAAGAUAUCCCUGAUGACUACUUCUUCGUCAACGCUUCGGCUUCGUCUGUGCUCCUAAGGCAGAAGAUCGUUAAGCGAUGUCGCGAAGAUAUAUACCACUUCUUGAAUCAUGAGAAUGGGCAGAUAGCGAUAUACGAUGCAGUCAAUCCCAUCGCUUCGGGACGACGGUCCCUCGCCAAGGAAUUCUCUAAGCAUGAUAUAGAGACUUUGUUCAUUGAAUCGUGGUGUGACGAUGAACGCAUAAUUGAGGAGAAUGUCCGACGGGUCAAGAUAUCCUCACCCGACGUACGUGUAGCUACAUGGAACCCCGAUUCUUUCGCACAUACUCACCCUUGGCAGUACGUAGGGUGGUCUUCAGAAGAUGCGGUCAGGCAUUAUUUGACCAGGAUAGCUGCUCGUAUCCCCCAAUUCCAGACUAUGGAGGAGACGGACCUCAAUUACAUCAAGAUGAUCAACGCAGGUGAACGUUUGAUUGUUAACAACAAAAGCUUUGGCUAUCUCUCUAAUCGGAUUGUGUUCUACCUCUUGAACCUCCAUAUCAAAUCAAGACACACGUAUUUUGCCAGAGCCGGCGUUUCACUGGAAGCAGGCUCAUACAAAGCGGAUGCCUCACUAUCCGAGCAAGGAGAGGAGUACGCCAAAAAGAUGACAGAGUGCUUGCUGCAGCACAGGGAGGCUGAAAGACAAGCUAUGGCCGACCAAGGGGAGAAAGACUACGAACUAAAGCCGCUGACAGUCUGGACGUCUACGCGACGGAGGACAGUCGAAACCGCCAAGUAUCUCCAUGAGAAAGGAUACAAAGUACGGCAGCGAUCACAAAUGAGCCAGUUGAACCCUGGGGUAUGCGAGAUGAUGUCGGAACGGAAAAUCCGCCAGGAGUAUCCGGACGAGGUGGCGAAGCAUGAUCUUGACCCCUAUCAUCAUCGUUACCCUCGAGCAGAGUCUUAUCAUGACCUUGCGGUACGGCUGGAGCCGAUUAUCCUGGAGCUUGAGCGCGAGCAGAAUGAUCUCUUGAUUAUUGCGCACGAGAGCGUAUUAAGAGUGCUUUAUGGAUACCUGAUGGCAUGCAAUGCAGCCGACAUUCCAUUCCUGGAGUUCCCACGGGACGAGAUAAUUGAAAUAAUACCCGAAAGCUAUCAGAACGAGGCGCGCCGAAUCCACAUCCCUGGUCUACCCAAAGAGAUCAUCCCUGGCUCACCCGAAGACAUCAAAAUUCCCGUCCCGCCGAGUGGGAUGAUGACCCCGCUGGCUGGGGGACUUGGAAGCCCAAAGGAAGGCCUUGCAACGCCGCAGAGCGGCCUUCGAACUCCUAGGGAGCCCGAGAGGAUCUCACAGCAGCAUAGCUUCAUGGUAUCCAUCACGACCGAGUACAUCAGCGUCGGGGGCAAUAGGCAUCCCGCCGCCGCUGAUUGGGACGUCCAGUCAGGCGUGCUUGCCUUUGGCGCAGAUAACAAUGUAGCUCUCUGGGAUCCUCGAGAGAGCUCCCAGCGCGGGGUCUAUUCGCUUCUUGUCGGCCACACCGACAAGGUCAGUGUCGUUCGGUUCUACACAUGCCCUUCCACCGGAGCGAGACUUCUCUUGACUGGCUCUGUUGAUCAUACGGUCCGGUUAUGGCGCCCCGAUUCAGAAAACCCCCGCCAAUUCGUCCACGCGCAUACUUUGGAAGGACAUACCGGCUCCGUCAAUACUAUCGCCAUAGCUGAAGGAUUGGACAUCGUCGCAUCGGGCGCAGCUGAUGCUACUGUGAAAAUAUGGAAGAUCAGCACGCAGGGGGAGCCAAAGGGCGAGCUCUUGAGAUCUAUUUCCAUGAAGCCACGCUUCUUUCCGUUGGCUUUGGCGUUGACACCGCUUCGAACAGAGUCGAAUGACAGACCUGUGGCUCUGGCGGUGGCAGGGACCACAAACAUCGUGCAGGUGUAUGUAGCGGAGAACACUCUUGUCGACCCCGAUUUCAAGCUUGCGGCUGUGCUGUCCGGACACGAGGCGUGGGUGCGCUCCUUGUCUUUCACGUCGGAUAAGCAGAGCAAGACGGGCGAUCUGCUAUUGGCCUCGGCAAGUCAAGACAAGUAUGUUCGACUCUGGCGAUUCCAACGUGGAGAGGUCACUCAGGCCACGCCGGCCUGUGAUGACGAUCCUAUGCUGGGUGGCUUCGAGCCGACGCUAUCGAACAAGGCGCAUCAGUUCACCACGGCGGGGACCAAAUACUCUGUUACAUUCGAAGCUCUAUUGUUCGGAAACGAGGACUGGAUUUACACGACUGCGUGGAACCCUGACCCAGAGCACAACACAUUGACCAUUUGGGAACAAGAUCCGGUCUCGGGAGUGUGGCUUUCUGCCGAAAGAAUGGGAGAGAUCAGUGUUCAGAAAGGUUCCACUACAGCUACUGGUAGUACUGGUGGGUUCUGGAUUGGUCUUUGGGCCCCAGACGGCAAGCAGGUUGUAAGUCUGGGCCGCACUGGAAGCUGGCGCUCGUGGAAAUAUGAUGCGGAAACCGAUAUGUGGGCGCAAUCCCUGGGUAUCUCAGGGCAUGUGCGAUCAGCCAACGGGGUCCAAUGGGAGCCUACUGGAGGAUAUCUCCUGUCGACAAGUGCGGAUCAAACGACACGUCUGCAUGCCCAGUGGCUGCGAGAUGGACUGAAGUCAUGGCAUGAAUUCUCACGACCUCAGAUCCAUGGCUACGAUUUGAAUUGCGUGGACACUCUGGGCCCGGCUCGGUUCGUGUCCGGUGCUGAAGAGAAGCUAUUGCGAGUGUUCAACGAGCCUGGGCCUAUCGCACAGCUCCUAGAGAAGCUUUCUGGCUUUAAACAGACGACCGAAGGAGCACUACCAGACACAGCACAGAUCCCCGUCCUGGGAUUGUCGAACCAGGCCCCGGCCGAUGAUGCGCCUACAGGUGAAGACGGAGUGGAGGGUGAGGAAGUUGGAAAAGCUCAGGCUAACCAGGCGCUUUUGGCGGAAUCAAACCAACCGCCAUUGGAAGAUCAGCUGGCCCGCUACACGUUAUGGCCAGAGCAUGAGAAGCUGUAUGGUCACGGAUACGAAAUCUCAGCCGUGGCUGUCAGUCACGACCGCACACUAAUCGCCACCGCUUGCAAGGCGAGUUCGAUUGAUCAUGCCGUGGUGCGUCUGUACGACACGUCGGACUGGCACGAGAUUCGUCCAUCCCUGGCCGCGCACACCUUGACCAUUACUAGUCUCGCUUUCUCCAAUGACGACCAGUACCUUCUGAGUGUCGGGCGUGACCGGCAAUGGGCUGUUUAUCAACGUAGCGAUCAGGACCCCUCUACAUUCUCCCUUCUAACUUCGAACCCCAAGGGCCACUCCCGAAUGAUCCUCGAUGCCGCAUGGGCACCUGCGUCGGGCAAGCCCAUCUUCGCAACCGCUGGCCGGGACAAGUCAGUGAAGCUGUGGCAAAUGACCGAAGGCUCCUUUGAGUGUAAAUCUACCAUCCCAUUGACAACGCCUGUCACUGCACUGGCGUUCCUGCCGCAGAUAUACAACAACUCCUUUUUUGUGGCCACGGGCGAGGAAAGCGGGGCGGUGUCUGUCUACCAGGUUGCAGUCGACAGCCUGGAAGCCAGCCAUCUGUCGAGUAUCGACAAGCUUGCAUCACCUUCGAAGGCGAUCACGCAGCUUUCCUGGCGGCCGGUUCCUGAUGCCGACAUACGGAAUUUUGCACUGGCGGUAGCAAGCGAGGACACUUCAACUCGGAUAUAUAGUUUUUCGGACAUGGUCUCAUAA